This is a messenger RNA of Penicillium angulare, 189 nucleotides long. Its product is annotated as cytochrome c oxidase subunit VIIa. Bases 1 to 189 code for a protein of 62 amino acids. The record is from RefSeq and is a predicted model, not a curated record. Gene Ontology annotation, biological process: mitochondrial electron transport, cytochrome c to oxygen. NCBI's taxonomy places the organism in Eukaryota, Fungi, Ascomycota, Eurotiomycetes, Eurotiales, Aspergillaceae. The transcript has 4 exons.
AUGCCUGCUGCUAUCCCCCCAAUCACUGGCAUGCUCCGCCGAGGUCUGGUCCUUGACCUUUCCACCGCUUUCGGUUUCGGAACCACCUUCGGUUACCUCUGGUGGUACGGCUUCCACCUCCCCCGCGUCCGUGAGCGUGAUACCUACUACGCCCGCCUGGAGGCCGAGCGCGCCGCUCAGAGCUCCUAA